This is a messenger RNA of Caenorhabditis sp. 36 PRJEB53466, 2980 nucleotides long. The record is from the annotation of a GenBank genome assembly. Lineage: Eukaryota; Metazoa; Nematoda; Chromadorea; Rhabditida; Rhabditidae.
AUGACCGAGGAAGACGAAACUAUCGAUGAAACCAUUGAAGAAGGCAACCAAUACGAAAUCCAGGAAACAGUUUAUCAAGGUGCUGAGGCCAAAGUGAUAAAAUGCUUGUGGCUGGGUAAACUGUGUAUUAUCAAAGAGAGGUUGGUUGCAUAUUACUAGUUAUUCAAAAUCUAUGAAAUUUACAGACUGUCAAAAGGAUAUCGACAUCCGACAUUGGACAGUCGUCUCAAUAAAGCUCGUACUAAACAGGAGAUUCGUGGAAUGUACAAAGCCAGAGAGGUAACUUUUGAAUUGGUGAUAUUUUUUAUUUCAAUUCGAACUCUUAGUUAGGCAUCGAAACACCGGCAAUCUAUUUCAUCGACAGUGAAAAAAAUCUUCUAGUUAUGGAAUGUAUCAAUGGACCGACUGCCAAGCACUGGAUCUCUCAGCAAUCUGAGAAGUUGUCUUCCGAUGAAUAUGAUAAUGUACUGGAGCAAUUCGGGUUCGUUUUGGGACUGAGUCUCGGAAAGCUGCACCACGGCGGAUUGAUUCACGGCGAUCUGACCACUUCUAACAUUAUUCUCAAGCAAGGGGAUCCCUCCCGUCCGGCACUCAUUGACUUUGGACUUUCUUCCCAGGGAAAGGUACAUGAAUUUUAAAAAUGUAUCAAUCAACGUUUACAUUUAUUGUAUUUCAGGUUACUGCCGAAGAGAAGGGCGUAGAUUUGUACGUUUUCGAGAAAGCAGUUGUCAGCACGCACGAGAAAAGCAGCGCUUUGUUGACAGGAUUAAUGGAAGGUUACAAAAAAGCAGAUCAGAAACAGUUCGAUGCAAUCGAGAAGAGGCUCAAUGAUAUCCGACUUCGCGGCCGAAAGCGUGACAUGAUCGGAUAAUUUCGUGUUUUGUUUUAUUUAUCAUUUUCCCGUUGUUGCUCUACAUGUUGAUAAUGAACUGUUGAUAAUUUUACAUUGAUGUAUUAUUCUGUCUUCAAAUAGCUGCAGUUAUAUUCUGCUUUGAUUAUCUUCAAAUUUCGCAACAUGUUUUCACAUUUUAUAAAACGUGAAGACAUUUUGAGAAACUACAUGAAGGAGGGGGGGGGCUAGAGUUUUGAUGUCAACAUGAUAAAUGCUUAAAAAGAUGCGAGAAAUCGAAUGGCUUUGAGUUUGAGUCGAUUAGAUUUUUUUGAAAUUUUUUAGCGUUCGGGAGUACGGUACUACAGUAAUCCUGGAAAGGGGGGCGAAGCCAGAUGACAUUAAUUUCAUAUAUCUCAGAACAGCCCAGGUACUCACUGUGCCUAAUAUCAAUCAAAUCGGAGCGCGAUGAGUUUUUCGUGCCAGGCCUAUCUCGGGUCUCUCAGAAAUCGCCUCUUAUAAUGCAUCAUUUUUUAGAGAAAUGCUAUCUGUAAAGCGCAGUUCCGGACAGAACGCUGAAGUUGUUGUGCCAUCGAAGAAAGCGGGUCAAAUGGUUGCUCCUACACCACCGACUUUGGUGAAUGGAAAGCUUUAUUUUACUCCGGUAAGAAACCUUCAUUUAGGUCAAAAGUUCAAACUGAAAAAGCAUUUUUUAGAUUGGUGGCAUAACGGUCCCACGGCAAGAGUCUGAAGGCGCUAUUUCACUCGGCGAAUUGUUAGCCAUUAUUAAGCCAGUCGCAUCUCUUCAUCUGACAUUCCUUUUAGAAUGGUCAUUUGUAUAUUCGUAAGUUUUUUUGCUCGUGUCAAGUCAUUUCACCAACUGUUUGCAGCUCUUACCCUGAUUCGUGUAAAAAUAAUCCAAUGACAAUAGUGGUCGGAGAGAAGGAUGCAGCGUCAGAUAGCGUGCAAGAAAUUUCUCAAUUACAUAGAAACAUCAAAAUAGUCGGUGCUCCUCUACCGUUUCCUUAUGGCACGCAUCACACGAAAAUGUCAAUGUAUGAAAGUGAAGACGGACGUGUGCAUGUGAUAGUUUCCACGGCAAAUUUGCAAUCCGAGGAUUGGGAAUUCAAAACCCAACAAUUAUAUUAUGCAUUCGGUUAUAAACGGGCUUCAGAAGAAGAGACCAAAAGGUACCGUGCCACCUUGUUGAUUUUGCAAUGUUUUCUAGUUUUCAGGUCACCAUUUCAAUCAGAUCUUAUAGAAUACUUUGGACAAUAUCGCUUUUUGCUCGAGGAAUGGAGGAAUCUAGUAAGACAAACCGACUUUACGGCCGUGGAAGACAGAUUAAUAUUCUCGACGCCUGGCGUUCACAAAGGAGUUGCAGCUCAGAGAUUAGGCCAUCCGAGGCUGCGGAUUAUCCUUUCGGAAAUGAUUCCUCAUGCUCCGACGCCACCCACAGAAUCACGUGAGAGAUGCUCAUACAUCUCGCAGUGCAGCUCAAUUGGAUCCUUGGGACCGUCACCGAACUCUUGGUUUAGGGGUGAAUUCCUGGAAAGUUUGGAAGGAGCGAACCCGUCUCCGAAACAAGCUCCAGCAAAAAUGUACUUGAUUUUUCCGGCCGCUGACGACGUUCGACGGUCUUGUCAAGGAUACCUUAGCGGAUGCUCUUUAUCGUAUCGCAGCAGGCUGCAUAGUUAGCUUACACAAAUGCGAACGAGCUGAUGAUUGUUUUCAGGAGCUCAAGGUUGGCUGCAAAGCAGCAUGUGCAAGUGGCGAUCGCACGCAAAACGAAGGACGCUGGCCGUUCCACAUUGUAAAACUUACGCCAAAUACGAAAAAACCAUUCCAAAAUGGCAAAUGGUGACCAGUGCGAAUUUGUCCAAAGCCGCUUGGGGCGAACUCAAAGUAAAUCAGAUUAAAACUAAAUUUAUAUUGUUACGUUAAUCUUUCUAGAACAACGGAGAUUCUCUGUUCAUCCGCUCGUACGAGAUGGGAGUGCUGAUCACAGAUCCGAGUCGGUUCAAUUUCGCCUUCGAUUACCCUCUCGUGCCGUAUUCGGCUCAGGACGAGCCAUUCACAACAGACAAGCACCACACUAUACGCGACAUUUUCGGAAAUCAGUGGCAGCCACAAAAUCGCAAUGAAUUCUGA